Molecule: messenger RNA, 3226 nt
Organism: Cheilinus undulatus (humphead wrasse)
Lineage: Eukaryota; Metazoa; Chordata; Actinopteri; Labriformes; Labridae
Gene: tex2l
Product: testis expressed 2, like
Exons: 11
Coding region: 1-3186 (1061 amino acids)
Cellular component (GO): endoplasmic reticulum
Molecular function (GO): lipid binding
Source: RefSeq, a predicted model, not a curated record
AUGGCAGAGAGUCGAACAAAUGGGAGGAAAGGAAGCCAGGAUAGAGAAACAGGAAGUGGAGGAACGCUGCAGGAUCCUCACACCUCGUCUCUUGGCCUUUCUCCAGUCAGUGCCUCCUCCCUCGGGAACAAGAGACAUCUUCCUAGAGGGAUUGUAAUCCAGCUGACCGGGACGGAGGGUGAAUGGGACAGCCUGGAUGAAAGUGAACUCAUCUUCUCCCUUGAUCGUGAUGAGGACUACCCUUCGAUAUCUCUCUCCAAGGAGAGGACGCUUUCUGACGAGGACGGUAGACGGUUGCAGUCCCAAGCCUUCCAUGUCCCUCUUUCCCCUUCGUCGCCUGGAUCUUUGGGAAACUUCUCCACUGCUGGCCCCAGCUUCCUUUCCCCAGGUCCUUCUUCGCCCACCCAUCGACCCCUUGCCAGUCUUGUCAAGUCUCUUUCGACAGAACUGGAACUCAAAGAAGGCUCAACUCUCAGGCCAAAGCCCCUUCUCAGUCUCGUCAAAUCGAUCUCGACUGAAAUCUCCCGCUCCGAACCUGAGGUAUCCCAGUCAAAAUCCGACUCACGCCUCAAUGUCCACUUGUGGAAGCAGCUUACACAACCAAAAAACCGCACCAAUGGGGAUUCCCGCACUGCACCCCCUUCUCCUUGCUCCUUAUCCCCAAGUGGAGAGGGUUCAAAAGGAGGGUUCUUCAAAAUGGAGCUGGAGGACACCAAGAGGAAGCUGUCGGAGGCCGUGCACGAGCCUUUGAGUAGCAUGUUAAGUAAGAUCAGGAGAGAGGAGAGCACUGGAAGUCCCAAACACCAGGGUAAGACGCAGGGUAGCUCUAGAGGACUGGGGCGAGAAAGUAGCACAGACACGGUACUUUCAGAGUCUCCUGUGAGGAAUGCUAAAAAAUCUGAUGCUGAUGUUUUGCCUGUGUUUGACUGGCCUUCUGUUAGAUCUCCUGGGAGAAGAUUUCAUCGCCUGUGCCCCUUGCAUCCCAACAGACUAAGCCGACAAGACGAGGAGCUAGAAAUUUGCACAGAUGGUGACACGAUCCAAGUGUUAGCUUUAGAGACUCACAGGAAGGCAAAAAGACUACCUGAACCACUGAUACAGACUAAUACCCUUCCUCAAACCCCUCAUCCUCUGCCACGGAUGAGUUUAUUCUGUGUAGCAGUGCUGUCCUAUGGAUAUUUCAUCUUACCUCUCAGUCCAUACUUCUCUGGUCUCGCUCUGGGGUUAGCACUUGGCUUUUUGUUGGGAUUGAUGCUCAUCAGGAUGGGUUCCUCAAGGUCCUACUGCUCCGAUCGGUCAUACAGACAAACACAGACUUUCUUGGAUGGAGGGAUUCUGAGAGGAGGGACCCUCAUCACUGAGCCUGACACCAUCAAGGGCUGGAUGAACGAGAUACAUGACUACGACCCAGAAACCUACCACCCAGCCAUGACUCACUCCGUGUUUGCCACCCUGGAGGGCUCCCGUCUCCGUCUGGAUUCCCCGCGUAACAACAUCAGCCGCAGGGCGGCGUACGAUGAAAAAGUCCAAGAGGCCGUCUUCAUCAAGUCGCGAUCCUUUCAGCUGGCACAGAGCCAAGUAUUCCUGCUGCCAUCUGUGCUGGCUCGAAAGAGAGUGUGGAACCCAAAGUACCCCAUCUGCAUCCAACUGACAGGAGGAGUAAACCCCCAGGAGGGUGAGGGGGGAAGGUCAGAGGAGGGUCGCGGAGAGGAGCCUGGAGCCGAGCCUUCAAGUCCACAGCUAAGUUCCUUAAAACUGGACCAUGAACUUCCCACCACUCUAUACCUCUUCGGCCGCACUGGACGAGAGAAAGAGGAGUGGUUUCAUCACUUCCUGUUAGCGUCCAUGGACACAGAGAGGGACAGAAAGAGGCCUGGCAGAUGUGUGUCCAGAUCGGGUGACCCAGCACAGACACAGAGUGUUAGCACAAGCAGCAGAGGUCCCAGCAGGGUGGGCAGCAACGACGAAGACGCCCCCUCCUCACCUCCAGUCUCCUCCAUCCCUCCGGCUCACAUCAGUCAGACCUCCAGUAGCAUCAGGGGCCUUUCACUGCUCGACUACCCCUGCUACAUGGCUCGUCUCUUGGCUAUGGAGGAGCUCACCCCCCUCUCCAGUGCUGGAGUUAGCAGCACUGAGACAAGCCCUACCCUCAAAGGAAAUUGUACUUGUGACCUGUCAGAGUACCCCGGGACGAGCCAGACUGCUUGGGCGAACGCUUUAAUUGGUCGAAUCUUCUGGGACUUCCUGCGCGAGAAGCACUGGGCUGAUGUGGUUUCCCAUAAGAUUCAGAAGAAGCUGAGCAAAAUCAGACUGCCUUACUUUAUGAAUGAGCUGAAGUUGACUGAGCUGGAUAUGGGCUGCUCAAUGCCACAGAUCACGUCUACCUCCAGACCAGAGGUCAACCACAGAGGCCUGUGGGUGGAGCUGCAGAUGGUCUACACCGGCGCUUUGCAGAUGACCCUGCAGACAAAGUUUAACCUGUCCAAGCUGGGGAAAGACGGCGGGCAGGAAGCAGACUGCACGGCUGAGACUGGUAGCCCACGCUGCAGGCCUAUCUUUAGUGUGUUGGCUGACAGCGAUGAGGAGUCCUCCAGCGCUGGUUCAUCUGAUGAGGAGGAGCCUCUUCUCUCUGAACCUCAGGGUCCAAUAGGAGAGAAGGGAUCUGCACCAGCUACUGAUGGCACAGGGGGUGGAAAGACAGGAAGGAAGAUUUUGAGAUUUGUGGACAAAAUCACCAAAUCUAAGUAUUUCCAGAGGGCCACAGAGAAUGAGUUCAUCAAGAAGAAGUUUGAGGAGGUGUCCAACACGCCCCUGCUGCUCACUGUUGAGGUCCAGGAGCUGUCAGGGAGUCUGGUCAUCAACAUCCCACCACCGCCUACUGACAGAAUAUGGUACAGCUUCUGUGUGCCCCCUAAACUAGAUCUUCAUGUGCGUCCUAAACUGGGAGAGAGGGAGGUGACUUUCUGUCAUGUGACUGAAUGGAUUGAAAAGAAACUGCAGGACGAGUUCCAGAAAGUGUUCGUUCUUCCGAACAUGGACGACAUCUACUUACCCCUGAUGCAUGCUGGGAUGGAGAGCCUUCAGGCGUCGCAGCGUGCGUCCUCCCGGUCUCAGCGGUCCCAGAGCUCGUCCACUGAGUCCAUCGAGAGGAUCCCAGCUGAGGUGUGUGGGGCCGAGUCUGACUAGUGCCUCGCUGAUUAAAAACUGUAUUCAUAGUCAGAGAAGU